CAGUGGCAGUGACUUCUCCAGCCACGAGCAAACAAUGACGAACCGUUUGCCUAUUGCCCUGCUUCAGUUACUGGCAAGGGACACCAAGUCAAAAGUCCUUCAGAAGGCUGAGGAGUACAUAACACAAGCUGCCAAAAAUGGGACAAAACUUGCCAUUUUGCCGGAACUGUUUACAGUAGAGCUGCAUCCCCCCGUUAUGAUGGCGAACAAAGAAAGUAUACCUGAUGGAGAGACGUCUCAGCUGAUGUCACACCUGGCCAGGGAACACAACAUGCACAUAAUAGCAGGCUCUGUACCAGAAGAAAUUAAAGGAAGCGAAAAAAUGAAAAACACAACUGCCAUAUUUAAUCCAAAAGGAGAGUUAGAAGGGAGAUAUACAAAGAUGCAUUCUUUUGAUGUUGAUUUGGGAGAACAUUUAUCUAUCCAUGAAUCUGAAUGGUUUGAGCAUGGAAACAAUCCAGCUACAUUCAAAACUGAUAUAUGUAAAGUUGGAGUAGGAAUCUGUAUAGACGUUCGUUUUCCUGAAAUAUCACGCUAUUAUACAGAACAAGACUGUAAAUUGCACGUCUACCUUGGAGCUUUUAGUGCAGCGAGAACCGGACCUGCACAUUGGGACGUCCUUUUAAGAGCACGAGCAAUAGACAACCAGGUUUACAUAGCAGCGUGUUCCCCGGCGGCAGAUAAGUCACAUCACUACGAAGCCUGGGGUCACAGUGCAGUGGUGGAUCCAUGGGGGAAGAUCAUAAGCCGGGCAGAGGGUGAAGAGUCCAUAAUAUAUGCUGAUCUAGAUAUGAAUUAUCUAAAUAAAGUGAGAGGCCAGCUUCCAGUGGAAAAGAUUCGCCGUAAAGACUUAUAUCAUCUAACGUACAACUGGUAG
Molecule: messenger RNA, 877 nt
Organism: Saccostrea echinata
Lineage: Eukaryota; Metazoa; Mollusca; Bivalvia; Ostreida; Ostreidae
Product: omega-amidase NIT2-like
Exons: 9
Coding region: 35-877 (280 amino acids)
Biological process (GO): L-glutamine metabolic process; oxaloacetate metabolic process
Cellular component (GO): mitochondrion
Molecular function (GO): omega-amidase activity
Source: RefSeq, a predicted model, not a curated record